This is a messenger RNA of Triticum dicoccoides, 3202 nucleotides long. Its product is annotated as disease resistance protein RPM1-like. The transcript has 2 exons. Bases 84 to 2927 code for a protein of 947 amino acids. Gene Ontology annotation, molecular function: ADP binding; ATP hydrolysis activity. Lineage: Eukaryota; Viridiplantae; Streptophyta; Magnoliopsida; Poales; Poaceae. Gene Ontology annotation, biological process: defense response to other organism. The record is from RefSeq and is a predicted model, not a curated record.
UCCGAAUUAUUCCCAUACUCGCGUCGACCGGUCGCUGAAUUUGAAUCUCGUAUGAGUCGUAUCACCCUACUACGAGCCGAGCCAUGGCGGAGCUGAUCGCCAUAUCCCUCUCGGCCAAGGUCGCCGCGGCGCUGCUCCGCACAGGCCGCAGCACGGCCGUCUUCCUCGCCUCCUUUGUCUCCAUCCGCUCCGGUAUCGCCGCCGCCGCGUGCGACCUCGAUCUCCUUCGCGCCUUCCUCCGCUUCGCCGACUCCCGCCGCGGCACCAACGAGCUCGUCGACGCAUGGGUCAACCAGGUUCGCCACGUCGGCUUCGAGCUCGAGGACGUCACCGACGAGUAUACCUUUCUCUCGAGCGUCGGCUUCGUCCGUGCCUGCGCUGACGUAGCGGCCCGGUUCGCCCUCCUGAGGCGCCUGCGGAAGGCAAGGGAGAGGCUCCGCGCCCUGUCCGCCGUGAAGGAGCAGCUUGGCAUCCGGCCGGCCGAGGCAUCUGCGUCAAGCUCGGCUCCUGCGGCGGCCGCUAUCUGCCGGAACAUAUCGGAGGCGGCGCACUUCGUGGUGGAAGGGGAAAUCGUCGGUUUUGCCGAGCACACAAGGUUACUGAUGAAAUGGCUAACCGGGGACGCCAACCCCCCGCUGAUAAUAGUGGCCAUCUGCGGGAUGGGCGGUGUUGGCAAGACUACUCUUGCCACUAACGUGUACAAGAAAAUCGCUGCAAACUGCAAUUUUGAUUGCACCGCAUGGGUUACCGUCUCCAAGAACUUCACGACGGAGGACCUCAUAAGGAGAAUCAUCAAGGAACUUCAUCGGGGUGUCCGAGACAGUGCGCUGGGGGACACACAGGAGAUGGACUACCGGUCACUAGUCGAGGCUCUUCGUGGGCAUCUGGCUCACAAAAGGUACUUCCUCUUGCUGGAUGAUGUCUGGAAUGCGGAUGCCUGGUUUCAGCUCCGCAGUGCAUUGCUUGACAGUGAAACCGGGAGCCGAGUAGUCAUCACCACACGCAAUCAAGAAGUGGCUGCUCUGGCAUCAGACAACAGGACCAUCAUGUUGCAGCCGCUCCCUGAACAUGAAGCAUGGUCUCUAUUUUGUAGCACCACAUUCAGGGAAGAUGCGAACCAGGAGUGCGCAUAUCACCUGCAGAAUUGGGCUCUCAAGAUACUGCAAAAAUGUUGUGGGCUGCCAUUGGCGAUUAUAUCGGUUGGAAACCUCCUUCUGUUGAAGGAGAAAAUAGAAUUUGCUUGGAAGAACGUCCAUGAUAGCCUUGUGUGGGAUGAAAAACAUGACCAUGGAAUUGGGCAUGUAGCGAGCGUACUGAAUUUCAGUAUUGAUGACUUACCAUACCGCCUGAAGAGAUGUUUCCUCUAUUGCAGUGUAUACCCUGAGGAUUUCUUUAUCAAAAGGAAGAUUCUUAUCAGAGAGUGGAUAGCCCAAGGUUUGAUAGUGGAAACAGGGCAUGGCACGAUGGAGGAGGUCGCGGAUGGUUACGUGAACGAGCUAGUGCAACGGAACUUGUUGCUUGUCAAGCUGAAAAAUGAGUUUGGGCGUGCAAAGCGGUUACACAUUCACGACCUGAUCAGGGAGAUUGCUGCAUAUAGAUCAAAAGAAGAUGGAUUCUUUCAGUUAUCUACGAGUGCAAGGGUGGACUUAAAACAGAAAAUCCGUUAUCUUACACUUUACCAGUGCCAAAGUGACCACCAGUCAACUCCAAAUAUGCCCUCACUUCGCUCCUUCUAUGUGCUUAGAUCAGACCUGGAUGUUGCACUAUUUUCUCGUUUCAGAUUGUUAACUGUGCAAAAUCUCUGGUACGUUAAGGCAAGUAAACUGCCUAGUGCAGUGGCCAAUCUUCGUAAUCUGCGGUACCUUGGCGUACGCUCCACCUACAUUGAAGAACUACCGAAAGAACUGGGGAGACUCCGUGAUUUGCAAACUUUAGAUGCCAAAUGGUCCAGUAUCAAGGUAUUACCAAUCAGCAUAACCAAACUGAAGAACCUCCGGCACCUGAUAUUAUUUACACGUGGAACCACAGAUUUUAUGGAACCGGAACCUGGUACAGCAGUUUCUCUUCCAGAUGGUCUCGAAAAUCUCAAAUGCCUCCAGACUCUUAAAUAUGUUCAAGCUGAUCAGAAGGUGAUCAAAUCCUUAGAAAGCUUGGAACAGAUGAGGAGCUUAGAGCUAUUUGGAGUAGACCAGAGAAUUCUUAUCGAUUUGCCCUCAGCACUAUCCAAAAUGAGCUGCCUUCUGCGCUUGGGAAUAACCAAUUCCGAUGCUAAUGUAACAUUGGACUUGGAGCCAUUUUCUCCAGCACCAGUGAAGCUAAAAACCCUCAACUUAACUGGGAAAUUGGCAAGGGGUAAGCUACCAUCGUGGUUCGGUUCUCUUACCAACCUCAUACAUUUUCAUUUGCGUUCAUCUGAACUUGGAGAAGAUUCAAUUGUGCUACUCUCUUCACUUCCCAGGCUGUUACACCUUAGUCUCAUCAACGCAUGCAACGAGAGAAGCUUGACCUUUGUGGCAGGUUGUUUUCCAGUCCUUAGACAACUAAACCUACAGGGAUUGCCUAACCUUACCAGCAUAGAAUUUCAAAAGGACAGCCUUGCAGAUUUACGUCUGCUGACGCUUGGCCUAUGUCUUGAACUCACCGAGAUACACCGAAGCAUUGAGAACCUCAUACAUCUGGAAAAUGUGGAGUUGUUUCAGAUGCCAAGUAAGUUCAUAGAGAAGAUACCAUAUGGGAAAGGUCACGGGGCAAAUCAUCGAGAUGAUCAGCGCAUUACAGUUGUGAAGAACUUCUUCUGGCAUAAUGCACGAUUGUUGGAGCAAAAAAUUUAUAUCAACCUAUCAAAUGUUCAAGAGUCAUUCAAGACGGAUGCAGUCACAUUACCAGUGGGGUCAGUCAACUCGUCAAAGUUUCACAAAUGGCUUUAGGGGAUAUCUGCCCAAUGCUUAAGCCGACAUGGUGGUGGUUCACUCGAACUAAAUAUCCUAGAAAUGGUCUAAGGCCUACUAUGACUUCAAUAUGGGGCCCACAGCUUCGAAAAGAUGAGCCUACUUGGGGGCAGCGGCAACUCUUUUUCUUUUUUUUUUGAACCUGCAAAACUCUUUAUUUUACUACCUGUUGCAGCAUUGGGUACGUUCUGAAUGUGUAUUUUUGCUAUUAUUGUUCUGACGAAAUGUCAAGCCAAGGAUGGAUCCACGGCACC